GAUUAAUAGCAUCCGGACGGGUCAGAGCGCUAGCUAUAGCUAGGGAGUGAGAUCGCUUUCGUGGUCUCCCAGUGGAAUUCACAUUGCCAGCGGGUCCGAAGAUGGAUCAAUCCUCAUCCAAGAAGCAGAAAGCGGAAAAGUCGAGGUGGGACCGAUCGAGACGAAGCAGGACAGGGUGUGGCACCACCCUCAGAACGGCAUGCACGCUCUUGCAUAUUCACCUUCGGGUGACAGAAUUGCAACAGGCGGGUACGCUACGAUUUGCAUCUGGAACGCCAAGACUGGUCAGCUUGUUAUCCGCCCCAUCAAUGACCUGGGGGACUUUGUGUCAUCGUUGGUGUGGUCGUCGGACAGCACUAAACUCUAUUCCGCGUCCGACAAAUUCGCACGUGUUUUCGACAGCAGCACAGGUACACUACUCUAUCACUUCCAGCACAGCGUUCACCUGUUUUCUGUUGCACUUUCACCUCAGAACGAUAUACUGGCAUGUGUAGGCAUAGAAGGUAUUGUACAGCUAUGGGAUAUAGUAUCCUGUCAGCCACUCGCCCUGCCGUUUGGCCAGGUUCAGGAUCGCGCAACCCUUUAUUGCGUGUCGUUCUCUCGAGAUGGGACAUACCUGGCAUAUAGCGGAGAGAACAAACUCACUCUCUGGAUGGUCGAAGACAUGGCUCUUCGGCUUGCAGCACCCGUACAUAGUCACAGACAAACUAUACAGCAGGAGACUCGAUCCGAGUCCCUAUCAUCGUCUUGCCUCGAUGCUGAUGCUACUGGGGGUGAUGACAUCAUCGAGGAGGCGCACGACGACCCAUACGACACCUUUUUCCAGUCUUCCCAGCCAUCUCUUUCUUCCGCGUUAUCUGUUCCUCCCCGGCUACACCCAGCCCGACGCUUCUGGAAUACCAUCUCUCUACAUCACCCCCCAGAAAACAAGUCCGUUCCGUUGCAAGACCGCCUCAAGCGCAAGUUCUUUGCGUAUCGUGCUCGCUCACACUCGCCGCAGCCUGCAAAUACCACACCUAAGCAACCAACGCCAGAUGGGGCCGGCCGAGCAGAAGCAGAAGACAAGGAUAGCGCUCAGACCCCUCUGCCCAAUGAUUCUUCCUGCGAGCUUGACGACAAACAAAACAGCAAACUCUGGAGAUUGCUACAAGCUCGAGCGAAAGAUUCCGCUUCGGCCGAUGAGGCUCCAGCAAAGAAACGCAAACCCUCUCCCAAGGUCGUUGAGGUAUACGCCGUACGCGGGUUCCAGGGAUAUGUCGCGCUGACACGGAAACGCAAGGCGAAGUCAUUGGCAGCGACGUUCGCUCCUGCCACUGCAGCACACCCGGCGCAGGCGGGGUCAUCAUCGCAAGGCAUGGCUGGACACGGAACUCAAUAUUUGCACGCCACUGGAGGUCCGCUACCGCAGGCGUCCCCAUCACACUUUGUCACCAGCCACAACUCAGACUCACGUUCAAGCAUCGAAGGCUCCUGCAACAGGUUCCUCGACAAGAUAUGUUUCCCCUGUGGACACUUUCAUGACGAUUCUUGAAUUCUUCGUGCGAGUAUGCCAACUGAAUGUGGGUUGGACCUGCUUUUUCUGUCUUUUAUCGUUCCUUUAACAAUUGAUUCGUACUAUGUUCAGCUUCAUUACUUCAUUCUGUACGCCAGUCGUCGUUAUCCAUUCGUUUGGAGCAUCACACACCUUCUACUACCGCGGUUGGCUAUACACCCACCUAACUAAGACCUCC
Suillus paluster is the source of this 1730-nucleotide messenger RNA. Its product is annotated as WD40-repeat-containing domain protein. Lineage: Eukaryota; Fungi; Basidiomycota; Agaricomycetes; Boletales; Suillaceae. The coding region runs from base 200 to 1531 and encodes 443 amino acids. The record is from RefSeq and is a predicted model, not a curated record. The transcript has 4 exons. Gene Ontology annotation, molecular function: protein binding.